UUCAGGGUAAUGGUACAAGCAUUAACCUGACAGAAAGACCUGGGUGACCUGACUGUGGAUGUAAAUACACGAGUAAAACAUGAUUAAAUAGAAAUAAUCCCUUUUUUUGAUAGUCUAAAUUGAUCGAUUUUUGUUCAAUAUGUCGGACUCAGAAGAUGAAGCACCAGACAGACAGCUCAAAAUUGUUAUCAUGGGAGAUGGUGCUUCAGGAAAGACAUCACUUGCUACUAGAUAUGCACAAGAACAGUUUGGUAGGCAGUAUAAACAGACAGUUGGAAUUGACUUUUUCCUGAAAAGAAUAGUUUUACCAGGAAAUGUUCAUGUAGCUUUACAGGUAUGGGAUAUAGGAGGACAGACAUUAGGUGGUAAAAUGUUAGAAAACUACAUAUUUGGAUCACACGGUAUUGUGUUAGUUUAUGAUAUUACAAGUUAUGCAAGCUUUGAAAAUUUAGAUGAUUGGUAUUCGUCACUGAAGAAAGUAUUUGGAAAAGAAACAAAAUUGCCUCAUGUAGCUUUAGUUGGAAAUAAAAUUGAUUUAGAACACAUGAGAACUGUAAAAAUAGAUAAGCAUCAAAAGUUUGCUCAAGAAAAAGGAAUGUCAAGUCAUUUUGUCUCUGCUAAAACUGGGGAUUCUGUGUCACUGUGUUUUCAGCGAGUAGCAGCAGACAUACUUGGUAUAAAAUUGACUAAGCCUGAAGUGGAGCAACAUCAGAAAGUGAUCAAGGCAGAAAUUGUACAAUAUAAGAACGAAGCUUCGGCUAAACCUGUCACAAAUAAACCUCAGAAAAGUUCUCUAUGUUCGCUACAAUAAUGAUACGAUGAUUCAUCUCUGCUGGUUCGGAGAUUUGGAACAGUGCAUUUGGAUUUUUUUAUUUUUCUUCAUGCUUUGGGGAAAGAAUGGAAAACAAAGGAAAUUUUAGACAAAAUGUUUGUGGGUGUUAUCAGUGGAAAUUUUUUUUUUUUUAUCAAUUUUAUCGAUCUUUAAUCUGGUAAUGUUUGUAUUUCACCACUUAAAAUAGUCCUGAUUUAUUUGACCACAAAGUAAAAGUUAUUUCCUUUACAAUAUAACUCUAUUAGGCAAAGUAGAUGUUUAAAUAUUUAGACUAUUUUGUUUUUGCUUAUUUAUUUUAAGACCCCAGAUCAUUUUAUUUAAAUGUACUUGGUUAAGAGAAAGUUUUGAUUUCUUGAAUACUUGAUGAAGGUUAUUUUAGUUACCCCUGUAUAUGUCACAUGCACUUAAAUCAUUAUAUUAUGACUACAACUAUGUAGGUUUCACUAAGGGUGAACUGUAGUUGUUACCCAAUUGUCCCAUCUACCCAGUAUCCAUUGUUUGGUAUAAAUUAAAUGAUACAUUUUAAUUGUAUAUACGAUUAAAUUUCAGUUUAUUUUUUAUGUAAGUUCACUUAACCCAAGUUUUCAAUUAUGGCUAUUCAGAUCGACACUCUCAAUUGUUUAAAUGUUUUGUUUAUUUUACUAUCAAAACUUUUGCCUCCAAGUGUACCUUAUCAAAAUUAUUACAGAAAUGUGUAAUGUGCAUACCUCCACAUUCUACUAAAGAUUUUCAGUAGGGACCAAUUCUAGUAAAGUUAGCAAAUUUCUUUGUAUCUUGUAUUGUAUGUUACAAGUAUACAAUUUUUGUUUUAUAGUGUCCAAAUUGAUAAUUUAUGGCAGUAAAAAAAAUGGUGGGCUAUUUAGAAAAAAAUUAUAUAUGUCGAAAUAUCAAGGAUUGUUAUAACAAAUUCUUUCUAAAUUAUUGGAUUGAUUUCAAUGAAACUAAAGGUUGUAGAUUUUAUAAAAUGGGCAUGAAUCAAAAUAAUUCUAGUUAAACAAAGAGGAUAUAAUGAAUUGGUUAUAGCAGUGUUAUCAUUUUGUAAACAUGCUCACUGCGACACAGUAACUCUUUUUUUUCUCAGCAGUGUUCUGAGUUUUUUUUGAGACAGAGAACUUAUACAAAUAUUCUUCUGGUACCUUGUCCUGUACAGUCCUCAUAAAAACUUUUGUGAUUUACUGUUAAAAGGAAUUGUCAAAACUCACUUUACGCUGGACGUUUAAAAAAAUCAAACACUGAAAGUAUAUAUUAUUGGUCUUAUUCAUAUUCUGGUUAUCUGUUUAUAGUAUUCCAUUAUUGCUGCAUUUAUUAUUCUAACAUCAGGUUUAAAGUUAAAAACAUGUAAUAAAAAAAAAUCAAUCACUUAUUUUUUGUAUGGACUUUAUGUAAAAUGGCAACAUUAAAUACAAUUCUAUGUAGGAAUCCGAUAGUCAGUGGCACAUGUAGAAAUUAAAAUCAUCCUCUAGGCUAUCGUAGAUAUAGUUUGUUGGGAAGGUAGUCAUUUCACAUUCUUUGAUAAAUGGAACUUUAUUUUAUCUACAUUAUGAUACUCACAUUUUUAGUAAUUUUUGUCUGACUCCAAUUGGAAUUGGACUAUACAUAGGUUUAUCAUAAAACUUCACAUAUUUGUUUAUUUAGCAGACAAGGUGGUUAUCUUGUGACUCAUUUUUCCUAAAGGACAAGACUUUUACUAGCCAAUAAUUUCAAUAGAUGGCAAGCAUUUACAAAAAAAAAUUAACACAUAAUCUGAGGGCUGUACACAUUUUCAAAUAAGAGUUAACAAUGAUACAAAUGGUGAAAAAUUGGUAUUUAUAUGUUAUGAUAAGUCUUAAGAUUAAAAUGGUAAACAAAUUCUAUCAUGUUUGUAAUAUAGCAUUAUCCCUUCAUUAUUUCUUAUUACCUCAAUAUGUCACAAAGUUCAUUGGGAAAGAUUUACAUCCAAAAUUUGUUAGUAGUUCUUAAUGGUGAAUUUAAGAAAUUGUUGAAGACAGCUAAUUACACACAUUCUGUUUUAGUACAAAUUAUCUGUUCCACAAAAAAUAUGCGUGAGAUAUUAAAAUGCAAUAGUUUUGUUUGGAAAUUUGCGUCCUUUUUCAAAUUGACAAUUAAAGAUGAAAAAUAUUUAUUAGACUGAGUAAUAGUUUUUAGUUCUUUUUUUUUUUCUCUUUUUUAAUGUGAGGAUUUGAAAAUCAAAAUUAAAGUAAUUGAGUAAGAUGUAUGUUUUGUUGUGAGAAGUAACCUGAAUCAGUGUUCUGUUUUAAUGAGGAUGCUUAAUUUGGACUAGAUCUGUAAAAUUAUUAUUAUUUUCCUGCAUGAUAGUUAUUACAAUAGUCAAGUUAUUAUAAGACAAUCCUAUCUGCUCCGUGAAAAUGUACCUGUUCAAGUACAGAUUUCCUGAGAUUAAUGAAUUCUAAAAUUUUUUACUGAAGAACCCUAUAUGUUUUUGUUAGGACAUAUACAUUAUUUCAAAUUAACUUUUUUAUGCUUGAAGUAAAUCUAGACCUGAUCUGAUUGUUGGUCUUGAGGAGUAAAUUUCAUUUUUCUACACAAAAGUGUUGCCAAUCAUUGGCCAUUUGUUAAAUUUAGUAAGAUGUUCAAUCUUUUAAGUGUAUUUGCAUCAAAAUAAGUCAGAACUCUAUACUUCUAAUCUUAUAAACUAGGUAGUGGCGGUUUAGAGGAUUGUCUAAGAGGGUUUCUCUUAAUCACUGUAAAAGGAAGGAAUGUCUAUAACAAAAUGGCAAGGAGUUUAUCUACCAGAAGAUUUGCUAUGAUUUUCAUUUUUGUUAUAACACUUUUAAUUUUAUGAGAUUGUAAUAAUUUCAAAUAUGUGUGAAUAACUGAAUUCAUCCUGGUCUGUCAUUUUGUGAAAGAAACUCAUAAUUUUUAAGGAAUAUUGUAAUUUUCAUUAUUUUGUAGAGAAUUUACAAUAAAUUGUAUCAAUGAAAUAAUCACAUACCAACAUACUCAUAAAAUCACUAAAAGGUGGAUUAAAGUUUAAAAAAAGAUUUUUGUAAUUAUUUUUUAUACUAAAAUUGGAAUAUUUGGCAAUUGAUAUUGAUUCAUAAAAGAAAUUUGACAGCAGCAACUUGUUACAUAACAUACAUGUAGCAUUGUUUUAAUAAGGCUUUUUAUCUAUGAACAUGUGUUUAUAAUAUGAUCAUAAAUAGUUCAUUUUCAACAUUUUUCUUUCUAGUUUCAGUACUCUCUCAGCUUUUCCUAACUGUAAACAUUUGUUUAUUUAUUUUUGUUUUUGAAGGUUGUAUCUGUCAUACUUGUAUCAACCCUUUCACUUAUUUAAUUCAUUCCAGAAAAAGUUCUCAUAUACAUAAAGUAUAAAUAUGAUCAAGUUAAAUCUGUUAAGAAUGUAAUAUAAGUGCUAACAAAAUCCGAAAUAACACAUUUGUUGAUUAAUUGUAUUGUUUUUACAUUGUAUAUGGUAAGUGAAGGAUUUCAGUUAUAAGUGGAUAUUUUUUUAGAUUUCCACUGCUUUUUAGUUUUUGUUUUCAAUAUACAGAUUGCCACUCUUAGGUAGCAUUACAGUAAUUCCAGUAGAAAGUGUGUUAUUGCAGAACUUUUUCUGGAAUGGACCAGAAGUGUUGAUCUGUGUAUUGAUAAGACUUUCAGUCAUUGUUGUAUUUUUAUUUGUUGUGUAUUUUAAUUGUUUGUUUAUUUAUGAUAAGUUCCCUCUCAUUUUGUUGUCACAUAUCACCUGCAAUAUUUUUAUUUUAUUUUGUGUACAGAAUCAUUGAUUUAGUAAAUUUGAUUUGAUAUAUUGUUUUUUAAAUGUUACAGUUCCAAAAUAACACCAGUAGAGGUGUGAAAUGACAUCAGUUAAUCUAAGCUGGCAUACAGGUUGAAUUUACUGGUAAAAUUAUUUUUGCAUUUAUAUCAAUAAGGUAGUUGUGUUGAAUCUCUUACUUUUUUAUUUAAAUGAAGAUUUUGAUCUUUUAAAGACUGUGAAAUAUGUUGUUUUUUUAUUUAAAUUAUUGUAAGAAAACAUACAUGGCAUGAUAAUUUUAAAACAUUUUAUUGAAACAGAGUAGCAGGUUGACAAAGUAAGAUCAGAAAAAAUUAAUGAUACAUGUAUAUAAAUGAUUAAAAAAAAUAAUUGAUAUAUUGGACCCUUUGCAAGAAAAUAAGUAUUUGGUUAAGGGUUUCUAUUCUUAAAUGGAGAAAUAGAAUAUUGAAUGAUGAUAGGCAAUUAUCUAAAAAAAAAAUUAUGUGCAUUGGAUAUUUCAAGAUAUAAUAGUAUAAGUAUAUUUACUAUUUACCACUUAAAUUUCUACAAAUCUGUACAGUAAAUGUAUUUACUGUAGUAGUGUGUAAUACAUUUGAUAGUGUGAUAAUAAAUUAACACAUAACAAAUCAGUGCACCAUACAAUGUAAUUUUGUUAAAAUUGUGCAGGUAAAAUGAAAUAAAAAUUGACAUUGGUAAGGAUUAACUUGAUUGAUUAUUACAUGUUUAUUUCAUAUAGAAAAUCAUAUAUGGCCACAUUGAAUUGAGUUCUAUAUUCUUCCCUCUCCCCAUCUGGGUUUUGUUUUCUUUAAUAUUAUAUUUUAAUUUAAUUUUGAUUGUAUUAUUCCUUGAAAUUACUGGCAGCUUUAGUGAAGAAAAAAUAAAUCUACCAUCCUUAACCAAAUUGUCUUAGAAAAGAGGAUGGGAAUCUAAAAAUUAUUUUGAUGCGACUGUAGUACAGAAAAUUUCAUAUAGUCCAUGGUGAUGUACUUAGAAAGUAGUGAUUGGAAUACAGUUGUCCCUUCUAUUUUUUUUUUAAGUCCCCACAGUCAAAAGUCAAGGCAUAUAACAUAAGUAUAGUACAUGUAUCAUUUAUGUAAAAUGGGACUUAGUUUGAGGGCACAUCUGCUUAUAGUCUAGAACUUUGCCGCCUAUUGCCAGCCAGAUGAGACAGGACAAACUGUAUUCCUAUCACCUUUUAUUCUUUAUAAAUGAUUUGGCUGAUCAGGAUCAAUUUUGAAACACAAUUUAUUUUUCCAUCCAUAUCUUUGUGCAUGUAUUAUGUAAAAUGUUUGGAUGGAUUUUGCUAUUGAAUGAAUUUAAAUUGGCAUGAUGCCAGAUUUUUUGUUGUUAUUGAGAUCAGUAUUAUCUGAUGUUUCACUGAAUUUACUGAUUAAAUCUAUACACAAAAUCA
Molecule: messenger RNA, 5979 nt
Organism: Mytilus californianus (California mussel)
Lineage: Eukaryota; Metazoa; Mollusca; Bivalvia; Mytilida; Mytilidae
Product: ras-related protein Rab-28-like
Exons: 6
Coding region: 140-811 (223 amino acids)
Cellular component (GO): endosome; Golgi apparatus
Molecular function (GO): GTPase activity; GTP binding
Source: RefSeq, a predicted model, not a curated record